AUUUUGAAGACACAGAGAUGCAGCAAGAUCCAAACAUGUCGUACACCGUAGAUCAGACUGAAAGCAUAACGGCCAGAUGGAACCUAAGUUUUGACACAUACAACGACCCAGUGGAGUUCCUAGAGCAACUGGACGAACUCAUGUCAUCGGGCGAGGUCAAACCAGAUAAAGUGCUCAAAGUGCUCCCCAGAUUCCUGAAAGGAAAGGCCGUACUGUGGUAUAGAAAUAAUAAAAACUCGUUUACUACAUGGAACGAAUUCAUAGAACUCUUCAAGUUGACAUUUGUGAGCUGUGACAGUGACCUGUUAGCUAAAAUAGUGAAUUAUAGGCAACAUCACCGCCAAAAAUUCACGGACUACCUGAUUGAAAUACAAACACUCAUGCGCAGAUACGCAAAAAUGUCAAAAGAAGAAGAACUAAAUAGAAUCUACGAAAACAUGAACGCAAAAUACAAGUUUUAUAUCAAGAAAUCAGAAGUCGACUCGAUAAGCAAAUUAAUACAACUGGCAAACGACUAUGAAAAUGUCACAGCAGAACGUCAAACUAGCUUCACAGAACGAGAACCACGAAAUGAUCACCACGAAACAAGCACAAAUCAAGGACACAAGGAGACGGCAUCAUACAUACACAAUUACAACACAAAUACUUGCUGCUGGAGCUGUGGAAAACAAGGACACUCGAUGAAAGAUUGCAGAAGCAAAAAGGUACUAUUUUGUAACGGUUGUGGCAAGAUCGGCAAAAUGAGUAAACAGUGUUGUAAGAAAACAAGUGAGUACACACAGUCCAUGACAAUAAACACAAGUCCGCAAAUUAAAGAUAACCGUCCCUUCGUAGAUGUAUCGAUACUAGGCGAAAAAUAUCAAGCACUCGUAGACACCGGCGCCACAAGAUCAUACAUCAACGACCAAGUGUACAAGAAAUUCGCGAAAAAUAUCAAGCACUCGUAGACACCGGCGCCACAAGAUCAUACAUCAACGACCAAGUGUACAGUAAAUUCG
This is a messenger RNA of Ostrinia nubilalis (European corn borer), 998 nucleotides long. RefSeq lists its product as uncharacterized. Gene Ontology annotation, molecular function: nucleic acid binding; zinc ion binding; aspartic-type endopeptidase activity. Bases 18 to 947 code for a protein of 309 amino acids. NCBI's taxonomy places the organism in Eukaryota, Metazoa, Arthropoda, Insecta, Lepidoptera, Crambidae. Gene Ontology annotation, biological process: proteolysis. The transcript is spliced from 2 exons. The record is from RefSeq and is a predicted model, not a curated record.